CAAGUAACCCUCUUUUGGCCUUUUAGUCUUUUACUUGUUGGAUUUGAUGAUGAUCUUUCCUCCUCCUCAUCAUCCCAUGCCAAACCCAUCUUUGAAAAACUGAACCAAAAAGGGAUAAUCUUUAUCGAUUUCUUUUCUUUUUUCUGGUGGUUGUGUUUCUUUUUGGGAAGAUUUGGCCUUUGUAAGAGAAAACAAAGGGGGAAGGGGGAAAUUUUGAGAGAAAUAAAGAUCUGGGCUUGUUCUGGUUUGAUGGGAGCUUGCUUGAGCCAUCGCAUCAAGUCUGUCAGUCCUAGCACAUGUAUUUCGAGUAGUGCCAGCAGAAAUGGAAACAAUAUAAGUUGUUCAAGCAGCAAGGAGUUUUCAGCUUCUAUUCCACAAACUCCCCGGAGUGAAGUUGAGAUUUUGCAGUCUUUAAAUUUAAAGACCUUCACUUUCAGUGAGCUCAGGACGGCCACCAGAAACUUCAGACCAGACAGUGUCCUAGGAGAAGGCGGGUUCGGUUCCGUCUUCAAAGGAUGGAUCGAUGAACAAUCACUCAAACCUACCAAGCCUGGUACUGGCAUAAUCAUUGCUGUUAAAAGGCUCAACCAAGAAGGAUUUCAGGGUCACAAAGAAUGGCUGGCUGAAAUCAACUAUCUUGGACAACUGCAUCACCCUAAUCUUGUGAAGUUGAUUGGUUACUACUUAGAGGACGAGCACCGGCUUCUGGUAUACGAGUUCAUGGUUCGGGGUAGCAUGGAGAAUCAUUUAUUUAGGAAGGGGUCACAUGUUCCACCACUUUCUUGGUGCAUCCGGAUGAAGAUUGCGCUCGGUGCUGCCAAAGGACUCGCUUUCCUUCACAAUGCCAAAACACAAGUCAUAUAUCGCGACUUUAAAACUUCGAAUAUCUUGCUCAAUUCCAAUUACAAUGUAAAACUCUCCGAUUUCGGGUUAGCUAGGGACGGACCAACUGGUGACAAAAGCCAUGUUUCCACUAGGGUCAUGGGAACCUAUGGAUAUGCUGCUCCAGAGUAUCUAGCCACAGGUCAUUUGACUGCCAAGAGUGACAUAUACAGCUUUGGAGUUGUUCUACUAGAAAUGUUAUCGGGUCGACGAGCUAUAGACAAUAACAGGCCAUCUGGAGAGCACAAUCUGGUGGAUUGGGCGAAACCUUACAUGAUCAACAAACGGAGGAUAUUCCGUGUAAUAGACACUCGUCUCCAAGGUCAGUAUUCACUGAAUCAGGCGCAAGAAGUCGCUAACCUUGCACUCCAGUGCUUGGCUGUAGAACCCAAGUGCAGGCCAAGCAUGGAUGAAGUGGUAACGGCACUCGAGAAGCUUCAGGAGCUGCGUGAGAUGCCAAAAAGAAACCAGAAAGAGCGCCGCAGAAAUGGUAUCAACCACUCCAGUGGUAAACCAACCACUUAACCGAAGCCUUCUGCGUCACCGCUUUAUGUUUAGAUGAAAACCUUGUGUUGCAGCUGCAUUUUGCUUUCUGAUUUGAACAUCCAUUUGAAUUGUUUCUGGGAUUUAGGCAGGAAACAACAACAGAGUUGUGUACAGUUCUUUUGGGUUAAACUUUUUAAAUCUAGCUCUGAAAUUCAUCAAGCUCGGGUUUAAGAGCAUGCAUGAAUAUGGUCUGGGAUUAGCUAUGUAUCAUACCAUAAUGAGUGAGAAAAAAAAAAUGAAGGAUACAUUUAAUGUUUGUAUGAAAAUGAUAUUGAGCUUAGCAUAUGAUCUUUGUAUGCCAAUGUAACUAAAGCUCAUUUGAAACA
Molecule: messenger RNA, 1754 nt
Organism: Hibiscus syriacus
Lineage: Eukaryota; Viridiplantae; Streptophyta; Magnoliopsida; Malvales; Malvaceae
Product: receptor-like cytoplasmic kinase 176
Exons: 6
Coding region: 250-1407 (385 amino acids)
Biological process (GO): protein phosphorylation
Molecular function (GO): ATP binding; protein kinase activity
Source: RefSeq, a predicted model, not a curated record